Entamoeba histolytica HM-1:IMSS is the source of this 348-nucleotide messenger RNA. RefSeq lists its product as uncharacterized. The transcript has a single exon. Bases 1 to 348 code for a protein of 115 amino acids. The record is from RefSeq and is a predicted model, not a curated record. Lineage: Eukaryota; Evosea; Mastigamoebida; Endamoebidae.
AUGGAUACAGAAGAGCGUUUAGAAAGUACAAAGAUAGAAAAUAUUAAUAUAAGAAUAUUAAAGGAUUAUUUCAUAGAUAUGGACUGUUUAAAAGAUAUGUGCGACGAUUUAAUUCAAUGUUAUAGAAAGGAGCAAGACUUCUACUUGGAAGAUGAAAAGUUUAAUAAGAUUCUUGAAGAUGAAGCUGAAUUAGUUGAGUCCAUUUGUGAAAUAGCUUCAGACAUUAAGAAGAAUUAUAAAGAUAUUCUCGAUGCUUUUAGAAUAAGAGCUACUGAAAGAGCAAGAAGAAGAAGAGUAACCAUGUCGAGAGAAUUAAACAAGAAGCCAAGAGCUCCUAAAGAUAAUUAA